This is a messenger RNA of Magallana angulata, 4680 nucleotides long. Its product is annotated as glutamate receptor ionotropic, kainate 2-like. The record is from RefSeq and is a predicted model, not a curated record. Gene Ontology annotation, molecular function: glutamate-gated receptor activity; transmitter-gated monoatomic ion channel activity involved in regulation of postsynaptic membrane potential. Gene Ontology annotation, cellular component: postsynaptic membrane; plasma membrane. The transcript is spliced from 12 exons. Bases 858 to 3242 code for a protein of 794 amino acids. Lineage: Eukaryota; Metazoa; Mollusca; Bivalvia; Ostreida; Ostreidae. Gene Ontology annotation, biological process: modulation of chemical synaptic transmission; synaptic transmission, glutamatergic.
CCCAAAUAUCAAAAAAAAUAAAAUUUCAGUUUAUCAAAUUUCCUAUUAUAAAAAACCAGACGACAGAACGACAUUUUCUAACCAAUCAAUGACAUCUCUCGAAUUUCUUAUUGCAUAAAUAAGUAUAAUUGUUUGCGCAAGAAUGGAUAACAAUGAAGCAUUCAAAAUAAGUACUCAAUUGACGUUUUCAACCCUACUAAUAUCCAUAGAGACCUGUGACAAUGCGAGAUAUUUUAUUUUCUCUCCCUCUGUAAUGAUUCAUUGGACAUGAAAUAUUCCACGUAUUAUCAGCGGGGACUACCGUGCACUGAAUUAUCGACUAUGAACCAACCGACUGUCUAUGGUGGACCGCAACGAUGAUGAUGUAAUACGUAAGCAAGCAACGUGAGACUUCUCUUUUUCCUAGAAAUACCAGAAUUUGAUGUAAAAUAGGAGAAGGGAAAAAAACAACCCAACCACGAUGAAUAAAACAACAAAACCAACGUAUGCUUCCGCCAGUCAUUAAAAGAACACCUCAGAGGAUCUGAAGCACUCAUGUGACGCUAAUUCAUAAAUAGCCUUGAGAAAUCACCUCUCACUAUACCACGGUUUAAAGGAUCGGAAUCAAUGAACAACGGACGCUGACCACCAUCGGCGGGGGCUCACCUGGUACCGGGAUCCAUCACUCUCCCCUCUCUCGAGUCCCGUGGCGGUUCAUCGAUACUGAUAGAGGGUAUAAGCGAUUUGCAUAGGACGGCGGCGGUACUCGGGACUAAAUGAUGCGCUUCAGAUGGUAUACCCUUGACUCCCUGGAGUAAAAGAAAGGAGGGGGAAAGUUUUUGGAUUUUAUAUUCUGGGGAUCGUACUUAUAAGACACCAUGAAGCACGUGACAUUUCUGUUUUCAGUGAUAAUGAGUAAUGGAGUUCUAACUCAUGCUGGUGACAUCAAAGUUGCCGUUUUACCAGACUGGUGGCAAUAUAUUCCGAGGUUUGUCUCCAGACAAAAGGUGUCUUCACUGCAAUUCACCAAUCUAACAUCAGAAUCGAACGAAACUCAGUACGACAAAAUAAUUGAAGUGAUAAAUUACUUGAAUGAAAGCCAUUCAGAUGUGGUAUUCGGCCCGUGUAAAAGGGAUAUUAGUAUAGCGGUCGAGGGGUUACGAAUGCCAUACAUUUGUACAACCUUUGACCCGGAAGUGGAAGUUUUCAAAUUCCAGAUACUUCCGGCCUUGUCCGAUUUCAUAGAAGCAAUGAGAAAAUUUGUUUACUGCCAGAACCGACGGGGCGGGGAUGGGGAGUACAAGACGAUUAUAUACGAAGGAAACAAAGGGUUCCACUUUGAUGACACUAUUUUGAACCACCGGAAGACCACCCGUUUAUACGCCGUGAAUGAAGAAAACAUGGAGGCCAAAAAACAUACGAUCACACAUUACUUGAUGCUCAUGCGCAAAGAACUUAUUCGAGACAUUAUCGUUAUAUGUGACCCAAAGACUGUCGAAAUGUUGUUAAAGACGGCUUGGGAACUAGCCAUGCUUAGUCUGCCGUUUAGAUGGUAUUUCUACGAUCCAGCAUUUCACUUACGACACAUACUGGAGAGCCUACCCCGGUUCGCUAACAGCUUCACGGUUUUCACUCUUAUACCGAGCUAUGAGCAAGCGACCUUGUAUCCCAGUGACCUUGACCUUAACGCGAUGCUGACGAUGGACACCCUAUCUACAAUCUCUAUGAUAUGUGGCGUGUCCAGCAUCAACAACGAUAGAGAAUCGCUUCUUUCUGCUCUACAAAAUAAAACCUUUCGAGGUUACACUGGAAACAUAAGUUUUGAUGCCAGUCAUCAGCGUGUGAACUACAGUAUCAAUAUGUUCCAUUUUAAUGGAUCACAGUACUUCAAGUUGGGUUCUUGGUGGGCGGGGGAUUCCCCCGGUUCCAGAACAAUCCAGUUGGAGAAUACCCCUGAAGUUCAGCACUGGAGGGACCAAAACCAGACAUAUACAUUCCCUCUAAAGGGAAGGACCAUUAAAGUUGUAACCAUCAUUGAAGAACCCUUUAUGAUGUACAAAAAAGGACAUGGGAAUUUGACCGGGAAUGACCGCUUUAAGGGUUACUGCGUGGACCUAAUACAGGAACUGUCCACCAUACUGGAUUUCAAAUAUGAACUGUACCUUGUCCAUGACAACCGGUUCGGGGCCAGACGACCGGACGGCCACUGGGAUGGGAUGGUUGGAGAAGUCCUAGCUGGGAACGCUACAAUGGUGGUCGCCUCACUGAGUAUAAAUGCCCGGCGCGAAGAAGCCAUCGACUUUACCAAACCUUUCAUGACGAGGUACGUGACAGUGAUUAUGAAGAUCCCGGAAACACCACGGAGAAUUUUUGAAUUCAUCUCCCCGUUAUCUCACACAAUAUACCUCUGCACCUUCAGUGCAUGCAUCAUCGUCGCAUUUAGCUUGUAUUUCUUUGAGAAGAACAGUGCGUAUGAAAAGCAAGAAAAAGUUACUUUCAAGGAUUGCGUGUGGCUUACCUUUGGAACUCUUCUUGAAGGAGGUACGGAAGGUGUCCCAACAACGACUUCCGGACGAAUUCUUUUGUAUACAUGGUGCUUCUUCGUUUUGAUUUUGGUCGCUUCAUACACAGCAAACUGGGCAGCUUUUUUAACUGUCAAAAAGUUCAAAGCGCCAGUGAAAUCAAUCUACGACUUAACUUCACAAAAAGAAAUUCAAUACGGGACAGUCAAAAGCAGCGCCAUUUUGUCUUUUUUCCAAACUUCCAACGUGGAAACCUUCAGAAAGAUAGGCAGCGAGAUGAUGAACAAUCAAUCUAACAUCGUAGGAUCAUCUACAGAAGGAUAUCGAAGAGUGAGUGAAGGGGGCUACGGGUUUUUCUGGGACUCCACGGUAAAUGCUUUCAAAACGAACAGGGAGUGUCUUUUGACGACCAUCGGUCCUGACUUUGCACCGCGAGGGUACGGAAUAGGGCUCCCUCCAGGGGCCACGUAUCUUGAUGAAUUGUCUAUCAACAUUCUUCGACUGGGUGACAGCGGUUUUCUAGACCAGUUACAACAAAAGUGGUGGGGAGAGCGGAAAUGUUCUCGCGAUAAGGAGGAAGACGAGAACAACGCAAGUGGACUCAAAUUGGAGAAUGCCUCGGGGUUGUUCUUUGUGUUGGGGGCCGGAAUUGUCCUGUCCGUGUUCGUACUGUUAGUCCAGGGGUUUAUACGGAACAUAAGGCCCAAAAUCAUAACGGGUCAAAGUGAAACUGUGACAUAGUCAAGAAACAGUUUUUAUUUUCUUGAAAUGCAUUAAAUUGAAUUUCAUUUGAGCGCAGUUUUUCCCUCGUUGCAAAACAAAAUAAAAACUGCAAUACAAUAUUCCUGGAGGUGUUGUUGUUUAUCUAGAAGAAUGAAAUUUGUGUCUGUAUAUCAAGUAAGGAUAAGUGGACAUAUCAUUUUCUGGAAUAUCGCAAGAGAAGAUUCUACGUCAUUAGCUGUAAGGUCACAGUGACAUUUUUGUAGUGAACAUGAGGGAGGAAUAGUGAGUACAUGGAUAGCAUACUAAGUUUUUCCUCAGAAAUAUUUCAUUGUCGAAUGCCAUGUAUGUAAAUAUUUAGUAGAAAGCGUGUGUUUGGGUUGAAAGGAUUUAAUUUUGAUGUCCAUGGAAUUAUGGAAAUGUCAAGAUGUGCAAUAUAUAUAUGUGUUCAGCAAUUUGAACGUAUACAUUUAAGAAAUAAACAGCAUGUUAAAAAGUUCACCGAGUGGUUGGUCACGUGAUCAAAUCCUGUAAAUUAUUUGCAAAUGUAAAUAUUGUAAAAUCAAUCAUAUCGUGUUUUCUGUGUUUAUGUAGUUGACAGGUGUGAUAGUCUGUUUUGUAAAAAUGCAUGCAUAGUACUCAUCUAUCUCAAAAUUUUGUACAUACAUAUGUAUCUAAAAUAUUUCUACGUGUGUUUUGAUCCCUUUGAGGAAAAAACUCCAGAUUCCAAAUAUGGUGUGAAUUCCAUGAUUUUACAUUUUAAUAUUUGAUAUGUUGUUUGAAUUUUUAUUGUUCCCUACAGAGCCCUUGAUUGUGAAUAAACAUCAACCAUCAUAUAUAAAAAUCAUCAAAAUAAAUGUUAAAAUAGUUGAUACUGAGUAAAUAUCUAAUAUCAGAUGCAUCGCAAAAUUCUCUCUAAGGUCAGGUUGUUGGGCGUUUACACCGGAUGUGGAAUUAUGGGAUUCUUUGCCAAAUAAACUGCCCACCUUUAACGCCUUCGCUUUUUCCUGCCAAUUAAGCUGAUGUGAACCAUAUUUUCUAGCAUUCUUCUUUGAUUAAUAGAGUUUACUUUAUAGUUAAGCCCAAAGGUUGUUUACAUAAGCCCACUCAAGUAAUCUCGAUGAAUAUUAUUUUAGACUGGUAUCUGUAGCAAAGUUUUUGGUCUAAAUGGCAUAUUGAACUAUGAAAUAGCUGGUUUAUACGGGGUGAAAACGUCCCUUUUGGUAGGAAUAUUUGCUAGUUCAGUUUGUAAAUGCUCUCUUGCAGUUAUUUUGAUUGAUAAAGAUUUGUAAACUUAUUUACUUUAUUCAUUUACAUGUGUAUCAGAAUAAAUGUCGAUAUUGCGUGUGUAUCUCUAAUUAAUAUGUGCUGUUAGAAAUAAAAACAUUUUUUUAAAAUUUCCUUCUUGUUUUGGAAAGGGUAGUAAUUAUCUCCGAACAAGCAGUCAUUUCUGAAUUCA